GAUUCCGCAUUUGGACGACAUCUGCGCCAUUUUGAUGAAACGGCGAGGAGGAGCAGGGAGCCACUGAAGCAACGUGUUGUGUCGCAAUGGGUUUUAAAGAUUAAUUCUGAAACAUGGUCAUUAUACAUCGUUAUGUGGAGAACAUCGGUGAAAACAAGUAGGAUAUCGGCCCUCCUGGCAUAGCGUGGAUUUAUUUGAGGGGUAAUUUCGAGAGCAUGCUCGCAUACAAGCCAAUGCUUUUGUUUUAGCCAGUGGUCCGCUCUUCUGUAGUGGCUUAAAUAGUGAGCUAACCAUGUUAGCCUCGGCUCCAUUUUAGUUAUCUUUAGAUUUGUCUUCAGAAAAGUGUUUCAACGCUUGACGUCGACGUGAAGAUCGAUGGACUAACAUCUGAUGUCCUUAUUCAUUACUGGGACUUUUGGAAAAGGACUUGGCUAAGAAAGACACCAUAAGGACUGCAUUACUGCUCACGGAGACCUAGGCCCGCUGCUCACCUAGUGGCUGCGGCAGGCCCGGGGUUUCAUGGACAAUUCACCACGGACUUGAUAGAAUUUCCUAUAAAUAUUUAAGCCUUAACAGAUACCAAAUGGACUCCCUUGGAUUUGUUAAGUGCAGUUGCUUUAUAUUGGACUGAAACGAACUGAUAACAGUACACCUCGCCGUGUACUGGCGCACUGCCUUCCACUGUCAAUGUUUUUCAUUGGCAACAAUGACUUUGUUGACAUCCGCCAACUACCCGUUCUUGGAUUACUUUUGUUGAAUUUGUGCUGUGUUUCAGCGAUUUCAGAGGGAAGGGUUGAUGGCAUCAUAACGCUGAAGACUAGCCUGUGUUGUAGCCCUGUAUUCUUUAUUAAACUGUGUGUUUUGUGUGCUAACUUGAGUAAUUCCCAAGUUUUGUAAAAAUGUCGUGUGUUCAUUAUAAGUUUUCGUCCAAACUGGACUAUAACACAGUCACGUUUGAUGGGUUGCACAUUACUCUCAAUGAGCUUAAACGGCAGAUCAUGGCCCGUGAGCGUCUCAAGGCCACAGACUGCGACCUGCAAAUCACCAAUGCGCAGACGCGGGAAGAGUACACGGAUGACGAGAUCCACAUACCGAAACACUCUUCUGUCAUAGUCCGUCGAACCCCUAUUGGUGGGGUGAAGCCAGCUGGCAGGACGUUCAUUAUAGAUCGUUCUGAUACGGCCAUGGUGGGAUCGUCCAGACCAACCGAUUCCUCCCCCUCUAUGUCUCUGGCCCAACUCUCGAAGACGGCAAACCUGGCAGACGCAAACGCAUCUGAGGAGGAUAAGAUUAAAGCCAUGAUUUCUCAAUCCAUCCAUGACUAUGACCCUAUUCAUUACUCAAAGAAAGCUAUCGGACCCCCACCUGGGCACUACAUCUGCUUCCGCUGUGGCAAGACAGGGCACUACAUUAGACAAUGCCCCCUGCAGAUGGACAAGAGUUUGGAAGGGCCCAAACCGGUGAAGAUAAGCAAAGGCAUUCCCCAGAGCUUCAUGGUUAAAGCCGAACCGGACGCCAAAGGGGCCAUGUUAACCAGCACGGGAGAAUAUGCCAUUCCUGCCAUAGAUGCUGAGGCGUAUGCGCAGGGGAAAAAGGAGCGUCCUCCCUUUGUUCCUCGGGACCAAUCAGCAUCUGAGGACGAGUCUGACCCAAUACCCGACGAGCUGCUCUGUCCAAUCUGCAACGACCUGAUGAGCGACGCUGUGGUCAUACCGUGCUGUGGGAACAGCUACUGUGAUGAUUGCAUCAGGACCAGCCUGCUGGACUCCGAGGAGCACGUCUGCUACACCUGCAAGCAGUCGGACGUUUCGCCCGACAACCUCAUCGCCAACAAGUUCCUGCGCCGUGUGAACAACUUUAAGAACGAGACGGGCUACACCAAACUCGGGCGCAAGCAGCUGCAGCAGGUGGCGCCGUCUGUGCCCCGCCCCCUGCCCCCCCGCCACGUGCCCUCCAGGCAGCAGGACCCACUGAUGGCUCACGUCGCCAUCCCGCCCCCCCGCGCCCUCCCCCCCGCCGCCACCCGCCGUCGCCCCACCGCAGCCUCUGGUCGGAGCACCAUGACAACCGGGACGCUCGGGACAGCCGGGAUCACGGCGACGCCCGUGACACCCGGGAUCACCAUGACAACCGGGACCUCCACGACCCCCGGCAACGACCACCGAGACCAGCACCACCACCACCACCCCAGAGACCAACACCACCACGACCCCCGGGAGCGCCACGACGUCCACUCCCCGAUGCAGUUCCGGCGGCCAGAGGGAACCACCCCCGCCCGGACCCAGGUCCACCGCACGACGGCAGGCCACAGAACUGCCACCCACCCUCUGAUUGGACAUCCACCCCCUCCAAGGCCCCUUCAUCACCAACAAGGUCCCCCGCCACGCCCCCAUCAGCCCCACAGAGGAGGAGGUCCAGUGGGAGGAGGAGGACCCAGACACUGGGACAGAAACUUCCGGCCCCGUGAGGAUCACCCCCCACCCCGGAUGCAGGUGGCCCCCUUCCCGCCCAACGCCGCGCCCCCGGUUUACGCCGCCCCUGCGCUCUAUCCCCUCCCCCCCCAGAUCUACCCGCCCCCCUACUCCACGGGACCCGGCCUCAUCCCGCCGCCCCCCGUCGGCUACCAGCCCCAGCCUAUGUACCCCCCCGGGAUGCAGGGCAUCAACCCCCCCUGGAUGCCCCCGAACAACCAGCACCCCCUCGGGCCCCACCCACCCCCCCUCAACCAGCCCCACCUCUCCAAGGAGGAGUUCUACCGGCAGCACCAUCUCCAUCACCACCCCGACGAGGUAACCUCCAAGCUUGACGAGUUCACUAAAGACUUCCACAAAGAGCUGAUGAAGUACUGCAGUGCGCCAAAGAGACGCAGACGGUCUUACACCAGGUCGCGGACCUACAGCCGCUCGCCGUUCAGCCGCUCUCCCUUCUCCAGGUCCAGGUCCCGGUCCCGGUCGUACUCCUACACCCCAAGCCGCUCGCGCUCGCGCUCCCGCAACCGGUCCUACCCCCGCUCGCCCUUCUCCCGGCGCAACGGGCGCAGCUACGGCCGCACGCGCUCCCGUUCCCGCUCUCGCUCCAGGCCGUACACGUACCGUCGGUCGGGCUCUCCGCGCUCUCCCGGGCCGUACCGCCCCCCCGGUGGUCAAGGCUGGGACGGCGCAGACGGAGCCGCCUUCAGGUCCAGGUCCCGUUCCCGCACCCCUGGCGGCUUCCGGAGGGUCAGUCCCGGCGGCGGUGGAGGCGCUGGCGGAGGCGGUCGCAAACCCCCGCCGCGGGAGCCGCCACCCUUCGACGGGCGGGACAUGAGCCCCGGAACCCACGAGCGCUGGGAAAGGGACGGCUACAGGCAGUGGGAGAGGGACUACCGGGACUACCAGUACUACAGGGACUACGACGGCCAGCCCCCGCACCACAGGGCGCACGGCAGCCGGGACCGGGAGAGGGACCGGCUCUCGCCCCCCGCCAGAGACUACUCCCCCCAGGGCAAGAGCCGGAGGGUGGCGGGACGGCGACCGAGGCGCGCCCCUCGUUCCACCAGCCCUCCCUCCUCCUCCGGGACCAAGAGCAGCAGCAAGAGCAGCAAGUCCAAGAAAGUGAAGAAGAAGAAGAACGGGGACGAGUCGGAGGCGGCCCACCAGUCCAUGGACCGAGGGGACGCCACCCCCGUCCGGGACGAGCCCAUGGACGACGCGCCCAACCUCUCCAAGACGCCCCCCAGCUCCUCCAAGAGCAGCUCCGGCAAGGCCGCCACCAGCAAGAGCUCCUCCUCCUCUGGUCCGCCAACCUCGUCCAAGUCAGGGAAGACCUCGUCCGACAAGAGCAAGAAGGACAAGACAUCCAAGGUCAGGUCAAGGUGAAAAACCGAGGCCGCGAAGUCGUCCAAGACUACCAAGGCCCCAGGGCCCGAGGAGACCAGCGUCCCGGCCGUCGUGAAGAAGGACAAGGCCAAGGCGCCCGCAGCCGCGGCCCGUCCCGAUCAAACCCCGCCUGGUGUCCUCUCGGAUCCAACCCCCGCCCCCCCCCCGGUUCUCCUGGACACCCCCGCGAUGGACAAACGCAGGCGGCCCGGGGAGGAGCGGCCGCCUUUCCUUCUGGGGCUGCCCCCAAACAAGCUGCGAUGCAUCGGGGUACCCGGGAUGGGUUUGGACCGCCUCCCUCACACCCAGAUGGUGCUCCCGGCGCAGCUCCUGAGAGUCCCCAGUGCCAUGGAUCGACCAGGAAUACUGCCCACCCGGGAGCGCCCCGUGAUCCAGGGCGAGGGGACAUGGGCCAGCGAGACAUGGGCCAACGGGACUUGGGCCAACGUGACUUGGGCCAACGUGACUUUGGGCCAACGAGACAUGGGCCAGCGAGACAUGGGCCAGCGAGACAUGGGCCAGCGAGACAUGGGCCAGCGAGACAUGGGCCAGCGAGACUUGGGCCAACGAGACUUGGGCCAACGAGACUUGGGCCAACGAGACUUGGGCCAGCGAGACUUGGGCCAGCGAGACAUGGGCCUGCGGGACAUGGGCCUGCGGGACAUGGGCCAGCGGGACAUGGGCCACGAGGACAUGGGAUGGGUGGACAUCAGACCCCUAAUGGACCUCCAGGUGAAGCCGAUGGCCCCUAGGAGGAUCAAGCUGAACCGCGACCUGGGGAGGAAGAAUAGCACCGAGGGUCCUUCCACAGACAAACCCCCCGCCGCGCCAGAGAAGACCCCAGCGCCACAGACAAAGAUCUUCGGCAGCACCCCCACAGGCGAGAGGCCCCCCAGAGGUCCAGAGCCGACCGGGAGGAGGGAGAGAUCGGUGUCCCGGGAAAGGGGUGGCUCCAGAGAGAGGCCGGGGGGAGCGGCAGGGAGCGGGACCAACGGCAUGGACUGGGACCGGGACCGGGACAGAGUCUCCGGUGCCGACAGAGAAACGGGAUAGAAUUCCAGGGUCGGACAGGGAAAGGGACACGAAUUUGGGAACAGACCGGGAACGGGACAGCAAUUUCCAGAUCAGACAGGGAUAGGGACCGAGACAGGGACCAGAAUCUCCGGAUCUGACCGCGAUAGGGAAAGAGUUUCAGGAUCUGACCGAGACAGGGACCGACUUCCCGGAUCGGACCGCGAGAGGGACCGAGGCCCCGUGUCGGACAGAGAGCGGGACAGACUCCCAGGGUCGGACAAAGGGCGAGAGAGGGCUCCGGGAUCCGGCAAGGAGCGGGACAGAUCCCGCGGGCCGGACCGUGAGCGGGGCCAGAGCUCCGACUCGGACAGACACCGGGAGAAAACCUCUGCCGCGCCGGCGGCCGAGAAGAUGGCGGUGACGGUGGAGAGGGACGCCGCUGACGGACAGCGCCUGGUGAAGACCGACAAAAGCGACUCCGGCGGCGGCGCCGUCGGAGAUCCGUUUUCCGUGGACAAGAUGACCAUCGCCGAGCGGUCGGCCAUCGCCAGGAAGACGGCGGAGCCCGCGGAGAAGGCACGCCGGUCUUCCAAGGAGAAGGACGCAGAGUCAUCGGAGAAGGGGCCCAAGACUGACAGGGCUGUCUCCAAAGACCGAGCAGAGAGGACGGGGACCUCUGGAGAGAAGCCAGCUGCCGCUCCCAGAGAAGCAGGGAAGGGCAGCGACGCCUCAGCGACAAAGAGCAGAUCCAGGGUGAACCGCAAGGCUUUGACUAGCCGCCCCUCUGGCAGUAGGCCAGCCGAGACGGGGAGGUCGGACUCUGAUCAGAACCAGAGGUCCGGAGCUCCAAGACUCUGACACCCCGGUCACAGAGCCCCGGCGACGGCCGCAAACACAGAGCCCCACCCGGAGCCCGGUCCAGGACGCGUCGAGGUCCUCAUCCAGCCCCCGCCUCGCUCCAAGUGGGAGCGAGACGACGAGGAGGAAUGGCCCGAGAACGGACUAGCUGCGCCCGACCGAGAAACCUGCGUCCCCCCCAGAGGCCGAGAGAAGGAAAAGCACCCCGAUGCCCCCAAACCCGUAAAGAGCCUGGCCAGGGACGGCCCCAAGGAGGAGAAGAGAGGGGCCGCCAAAGAGGAGAAGAAGGCCAAAGCCCCCCGGGACGAGAGCCGAGGACACGGCCGGACGGACGGACGGAGCGGCGAGAGGGAGGAGCCCAAAGGCGUCGCCGCGAAGGAGGAGCGGGCCUCGGGAGGAGCCGGCCGGGAGGAGAGCCGAGGCCCCGAGCCCAGGCGACAGCGUCUGUGCUCCGACCUGGGCCGCGAGACGGACGAGGCGGCCUUCGUGCCGGACUACAGCGAGGGCGAGGGCUCGGAGCCCCAGAAGGGCGGCAGCGUCAGCGCCAGCCCCUCCCACAGCUGGCCUCCGGCAAGCCCGGCCCACAGCAACGCCAGCGGCUCGGUGGCCACCACCGCCACGGGCGACAAGAAGAAGAAGAAGAAACGCAAGAAGACAAGGAAACACAAGAAGCACAAGAAGCACAGCGGCCAGGACGCGCCAGAGGACGCCGAGUCCAAGGAGCGCAAGCACAAGCACAAGAAGAAGAAGCAUAAAAAGAGCAAGGAGGCGGAGGAGCCGGGAGCAAGACGCCCCAAGAGUAGCCACCAGCGCUCGCCUGUCCAAGCCCCCCUCGCCGCUACUGCCCACUUGGGUUUUUCAUCUCCACCUGCCGAGGGUGCAUGUAGUUAACAACAACCCCCCCCCCCCCCCCUAAUCAUCAGGCUGCUUUUUUGCAGACCUGUCGUGCGGCUGGCCUGGCACUGUGCUCCUGAACACUUGUGAUCCUGCCUUUUGCAAGAAGACAAAGAGCGUGUGCUCCUCGUUUUAGUCUCCCAUGUUGAUUGAGACUUCUGCAGAUGCUACACUUAGGGCGGCAACAUCAAGACCUACACAGAACACUUGCUCCCCCCCCCCUCCCCGCCUCUUAAUCCGAAGCACUGAUGUGAAAGAGUAUAGGGGCAGUGGCGCCUUAUUGUAUUUGUCGACCUUGAGCGUGUCUUGAAAAGAGUUUCUGAGAGUCAUACCCACUGGGUCCUGACUGCGUGGAGGUCUCCGACGGUGCCUGGGUUCGAGCGAUCAACCAGCGGCCGUUGGCGAGCUGAAUGAAAGCUUCGCUGCAGGGUUCCUGGCUCCACGGCGUCGGGAGCGGAGGCCGCCACGGUCCAGGUGUCUGACGGACAGCGUCUCAGGGAUGUUGUUUUGAGAGGGGGGGGUAUUACCGCGUCGUUGUCCUUUAAAAAGUUUGAUCUUGUAAAUAGCGUUGAGCUAUUGCCUAAUCUGUUGAUGUUCAGUGCAGGACCCCGCGAUGCCCCCCCCCCCCCACCCCCCCUCUAUGCACCUUACGUCGAGCCACUUGAUUGACUUUGGAGACGGUUGGCUCUGAGACACAUCCCCGGAUCAGUGGGUGUGUUCAUGGACAACGGCAUGUUUUUUUUUGUUUUUUUGUCGUUCCAAAGUUGCAGUAGUUUUGUAUCACAAUGUGAAUGCCACAGGGUGUGCGUACUAUGAAGUGUGUGUGUGUGUGUGUGUGUGUGUGUGUGUGUCUGUGUGUGUGUGUGGUGUGUGUAACCUAAAUGAGCUGUGUGACUGGAACAAGGGGUGCUUUGAGGAUCUCUUUACUUCAAAUUGAAUGACGGUUCUUUUUCUUUUUUUAAUUAAAGAUGUUAUGACUUCUACACGAUUUGUUGUUUUUUUUAUUUAGGUAAUAAACUUGAAGGGUAAAAAUG
Gadus morhua (Atlantic cod) is the source of this 7657-nucleotide messenger RNA. RefSeq names its product E3 ubiquitin-protein ligase RBBP6. NCBI's taxonomy places the organism in Eukaryota, Metazoa, Chordata, Actinopteri, Gadiformes, Gadidae. Gene Ontology annotation, molecular function: nucleic acid binding; ubiquitin protein ligase activity; zinc ion binding. Gene Ontology annotation, cellular component: nucleus. Gene Ontology annotation, biological process: protein ubiquitination; ubiquitin-dependent protein catabolic process; mRNA processing. The record is from RefSeq and is a predicted model, not a curated record.